GAUCUCACUUAUUUAUGGUCAAGUGAAUAUUGAACUAAACAUCAGUAAAAUUAAAAUUACUCAGAGCAUAAAUAUAAAAAUGAGUGCAAGUAACUGGAGAAGCGCUGGCUUAAACUAUAUAAACUUCUCCAACAUUGCGGCGCGGACGCUUCGGAAGAGCCUCAAGGCAGAGUUCAGAGAAGACGCGGCCAAACGAGACAUAUCGGCUGUCCGAGUGUUCUUUUAUGUGAAUGGCGAAAUACUACCCCUUGGAGAGAAGCCACCAGCUGAAAAGAAAGACGCUGCCGCUGUAGCUGUAAAAGUAUAGACAUAAAUAAAAAUAAGUUUAUAAUAAUAUAAACUGUUUAUUUUCUACCUUCAUCUACCAUACAGAUAAGCACUAUGUUUUAAAAUCAGUUCACUAAAUCAUAAAAUAAGUAGCGUUAUGUUAUAAACAUAUAACUUGAUUCCAAUAGGCACACUAAUCACCACGUGGUAUAAGGUA
This is a messenger RNA of Plutella xylostella (diamondback moth), 484 nucleotides long. RefSeq names its product protein stunted. The record is from RefSeq and is a predicted model, not a curated record. Gene Ontology annotation, cellular component: mitochondrial inner membrane. Gene Ontology annotation, molecular function: proton-transporting ATP synthase activity, rotational mechanism. Lineage: Eukaryota; Metazoa; Arthropoda; Insecta; Lepidoptera; Plutellidae. Gene Ontology annotation, biological process: proton motive force-driven mitochondrial ATP synthesis.